AGACCGGCGCAUGCGCUCCGCAAUCGCACGUUGUCCCACAUGUUGUUGACAUUUGAGGUUAAAAUAUUUCACGAAGUCCCGCAGUUCAUCAAAUCCACAGUUAAAUACAUAAAGUGAAAAAUGAAUAAAUAAAUCAUGAAGUCCCGGAAAUCGAGUAAAGUCAAAAAGCCCGUGAUCCACAAAACUCGUAAAGAGAAACGAAAGGAGAAACGUAAAGAAAAGAAGAUCCACCGAGCCCAGUAUCACGGACAGAAGAAGCGGGUGCCAGGGCAAUUUGUCCGAAAGCCUGAGGCCACCGAAGAUGAUCCUCCAGCGGUUAAAGCCCCAAAAAAUAUCGAUAACAUCAGACUCCAGCAGGAGAAGGAGAAAAAACACCAGAGGAUUGCCCUGGAAAACGUGAAGAAGCGAAAAAAUCAGUUGUUGAGAGACAAUGAAGAGGAGGAUCGGAUGAUCCAUCAGAUGGAGAAGAAGUUGAAACUCAACAAACGCAAGAGCAAAAGCACCCCGAAGUCAUUCGCCGUGGAUGGACUGGACUAUUUGCUGGACUUUUGCAACGAUGAGGACAGAAAAUUAGCUGUUGAAACCGAGAAGCAAAUGCUGGGCGAGGACGCAGACUCGGAUUUCGAAGAGGAUCUAGCUAUGGUGACAGGUAAAGAGAAAGCGAAAACAUCGAAAGAAUCCCCUGAUGAUGAUCUACAUUCAGAAAGUGAAAUGGAAGAACAAUCUCUGGAUUCUGAUGAAGAAAUCGGAGCUUCUGACGACGAACAUUCAGAUUCCGAUGGUGAUGAUGAUGAUGAUGAUGAUGAUGAUGAUGAGGGAAUAAAUUCUGAAGCCAAAUCGAACGGAUCGUCAAGAGAAGUAGUUGACGAAGAUGACGAUGAAGUUGAGGAUAAUGAUGAAGUUGAGGAUGAGGACGACAGCUCCUCCCCAAAAACCUCUGCUAAUUCCCAAUGGGAAGAUAUUUACGGUCGGAAACGGGACAAAUCCGGAAAUAUUCUCCCCACAACGGAGAAAUACAUCCCCCCAGCAGCGCGUUUGAAGAACCUGGAGCAGUCUCUCGAGGAAAAAGAGAAGAUACAGCGACUCCACAAGCAGCUUAAGGGUCUCAUAAAUCGUCUGGCCGAGCACAACAUGCACACGAUCUCCAACGAAAUUGAUCAGCUCUACAUGUCAAACAGCAGAAACAACAUGAACGAGGUCCUCUUCAAGCUGAUGACAGAGUCAAUCGUAUCCCCAGUAAUAACCCCAGACCGCCUCAUCGCCGAGCACAUGAUGCUGAUAGCAAUUCUCCAUGCAAACGUGGGCACCGAGGUGGGAGCCCACUUUCUGCUGUCGUUGAUCAGAAAGUUUGACGAGUUGAUGGGGACACAUCAAGAGGUGGAAGACAAACAGCUGGACAACGUGAUUCUCAUGAUAUCUCAUCUCUACAAUUUCAAAGUCUUUGGAUGCAAAUUAUUGUACGAAGUGCUGGAGAAACUAGCUGAGAAGUUCACGGAGAAGGAGAUCGAACUCAUUCUAAUAGUCCUAAAGACUGUGGGCUUUCUGCUGAGGAAGGACGACCCUCUGGCCCUCAAGGAACUAGUCGUCAAGCUCCAGCAGAAGGCUGCAGCGGUUAAAUCAUCCAACUCCAGGAUUCAGUUCAUGCUGGACAUUUUGUUAGCAAUUAAAAAUAAUAAUAUGAACAAAAUUCCCCAGUACGAUCCUUCGCACGUGGAGCAUCUGAAGAAACUUCUCAAGACUUUUUUGAGAAAGGGAAACGUUGUUACUCAAUUUAAUAUCUCUCUCGACGAUCUUCUGAAGGUGGAUGAGAGGGGCAAGUGGUGGAUUGUGGGAUCUGCCUGGACGGGAAAUCUUGACUCGACGAAGUCUAAGCUUAAAAGUAGUUCUGGGGAAACUAUGUACAGCCAAAAAAUUCUGGAUCUCGCCAGGAAGCAGAGGAUGAACACUGAUGUCAGGAGAAAUAUCUUUUGUAUUUUGAUGACGGCUGAAGAUUAUAUGGACGCUUUUGAGAAGAUCCAUCAUUUGGGGCUCAAGGAUCAACAGGCGAGGGAGAUUAUUCACGUUCUUAUGGACUGCUGCCUGCAGGAGAAGGUUUUCAAUCCUUAUUAUGCUGUCCUAGCGCAGAAGUUCUGCGAUUUCGACAGGAAAAAUCAGAUGACGUUACAAUAUUCACUGUGGGAUAAAUUGAAGGCCUUGGAUGACUAUUCAAACAUUCAGUUGAGGAAUCUAGCAAAAUUCUUGAGCCAUCUGUUCCUGGAAAAAGGCCUCCCACUGUCGGUUCUAAAAGUCGUGGAGUUUGGAGAACUGGACAAGCCCACCUUGAGACUGAUAAGACAAAUAAUGCUGUGUUUACUUCUCCAUGAGAACGACGAGGAGUGCCUCCAGGUGUUCCAACGGAUUUCGGUCCCGACUCAGUUGCAGACGUUCAGGGAAGGACUGAGGCUCUUCAUCAGCCAUUUUAUGCUGAAAAAUGCAAGUGAGAAACCGCUUUCUGGGGAGCAAUUGGAGAGGCUGACGAGCCGGGCCGGGUUAGUGGAUAAAAUUCUUCUAUCUCGUGGCAUGAGAACAACUCUCUGAAUCAAUUCAGAGGACAUAUUUUUAUAAUAGAAUGUGUUGAUAUGAAGUCAUGGUUGAUUUAGUUACUUCAAUGACAUGUUUCAUUGGAGAAAAGAAAAUUGUUAUUUUCAUUUUAUAGAAAAAACAAAGUUUUAUUUAAAAAGGCA
Diachasmimorpha longicaudata is the source of this 2723-nucleotide messenger RNA. Its product is annotated as nucleolar MIF4G domain-containing protein 1-like. Lineage: Eukaryota; Metazoa; Arthropoda; Insecta; Hymenoptera; Braconidae. Gene Ontology annotation, biological process: ribosomal small subunit biogenesis. The record is from RefSeq and is a predicted model, not a curated record. Gene Ontology annotation, cellular component: nucleolus. The transcript is spliced from 2 exons. Bases 136 to 2577 code for a protein of 813 amino acids. Gene Ontology annotation, molecular function: RNA binding; protein binding.